Molecule: messenger RNA, 1134 nt
Organism: Zootermopsis nevadensis
Lineage: Eukaryota; Metazoa; Arthropoda; Insecta; Blattodea; Termopsidae
Gene: Mpp6
Product: M-phase phosphoprotein 6
Biological process (GO): maturation of 5.8S rRNA
Source: RefSeq, a predicted model, not a curated record
GUAGAAUAUCACAAGUACUUAACUUAUAUAAGAAUUAUUAAGAUAUCUGUUGCUGCGUUUGUGUGUUGCGUCAUACUAUUUAGAGAUAACAAGAUGGAUGACAUUGAAGCUAAAAGAAUCGGUAUUGCAGAAUAUAUGACACAGUACAGAAAACGUAAAAAAAUAAAAGUAUUAAAUAAUGAACCUGAAGUUCCCAAAAAGAAUACCAAAAACUAAUGCUGAACAUAUGAGGGAAUAUAGAAAUCGCAAGAAGCAAUUAUUGCAAGUUAAUGCUUCCACAUCAUUAGCAAGUACAAGCAUUCCUACAAGAAUCAGACAACCAAGGUGUAAAUACAUAAUUGAACCCAGCUUUGUGCCAUGUGAAAAUCUGAUAGUUGGACGACUCUCCUUUCAUGGAAUGAAUCCGGAAAUAGAAAGAAUUUUAGAGUUGGAACUUCAAGCUGAUCAUGCAGAAGUUGUUAAUGAAAAAGAUGUUUCUGAUUUUGAAAUGGCAAGUCGAUAUAACAUACUGGUAGGGACAGUUAGUCGCAAAUUCAACUCCAAGAGAGAUCGUGGGAACCUACAAGAAUGUGACACUGAACAAAGGAUAAAGAAAGUGAAAUUUAUGAAACCAGAUUGUGAUUAAUAAAAAAACUUGGUUUUCGUAUUGUUUUUCUAUUAUCCAUUUAAUAUAAUGCUAACAUAUGGAAUUCUUAUUGUAUGUGACUGGUUCUCUUCUUCGUCUGCAGUUUUAAGGAAAGGAAGUGUUACUUUUAAUAAAGAAUGUAAUUUGGUACAUUGUAACUGUCAAUAUUAAAACCUUGCUCAAUUUAGAUAAGACACCGACUCUUGUGCAUUUAACAUCCAGUGUGGUAUUACAUAAAGUAUGGUUUUAUAAAGUGUGACCUUUUAUGCUUUAUAACAAACCAUCGUCUUAUGAAUUUAUUUGUUUGCCACUGAUGAUGACGACCUCUUGAGGUUCAAAUGUGUUUGGCACUAAGUGUCUUUUCAAAGUGUAAACACUUUUGUUUGCAUGCAUGAUUUUAUAUAUUAUACCUGUCAUAUUUUCAUUAGCUUGCUGGGACUGUGGUAGAAACAUUUGUAGAAAAGACAUGUUUUACAUUUAAAUAAACUUUCAUAUGUUAUGUUAUUGAA